Racocetra persica is the source of this 2015-nucleotide messenger RNA. NCBI's taxonomy places the organism in Eukaryota, Fungi, Glomeromycota, Glomeromycetes, Diversisporales, Gigasporaceae. The record is from the annotation of a GenBank genome assembly.
AUGAAUGAGUCUACUAGGUUACCUACAAGCCACAUGGAGACCGAUCUGCCAAAUGAGCAGUAUGAUAAUGAGGAACAUGUUGCAAAGAAAAUCUGCAAACAAAAGUCCCCUUUAGACCCUAUUGUUAAUAAUGAGAUAGAGGCCUCAACUACUCUCCGAAAUACAAAUGAAAAAAGUGGCGAUACCAAUUCACCCUUACAAAAUGCAGAGAUGAUAUCAUUGAUAAACACAAUACUAAAACAAACUACUUUGAAACAGGACCUGAGUAAGGCACCUGGUGCAUUACCAAAAAUAGAAAAAAACCACACCUUGAUUGGAUCCGCACAACAAUCAAUACACCAAUCAGAACUAGACCCAACUCACAUAUUACAAGAAAUGCCCCGACACCAAGACUCUGUUCAGCAAUUAUGUGCAGCAUCCAACACCAUUGAAGAAAUGAAUCUAGAUUCGAACCAAGGGGAGGCCUCAAUAGACAUGAUAUCAGAGGAGGAGACAAUACAGGAAGCCACUGGAAGACUGCGUUAUCAAAUGCAAAAGAAACAGGUUUUGACAAAAAAUGUAUGGAAUCGAGACGAAAUACUAGCGGCCUUCUUAGACCCAAUCAAAUUUAAAUCGUUAAUACAAUACAAACUACAAACCAGACCAACACAAAUAAAUAUUUCACAAGCAAUUGGGCUGAAACUCAAACACAGAGAUCGAGCAUUCUUCCGCACAUUUACUAGAAGAUAUGACACUUGGCCACAACAUCAACAAGAAUUUAUGAAUCUUAUAGAAGAGGCAACACGCAAGUAUAAGCAGAUACACAAUGCCCAUAUAAUUAAUAAAGAGAACAGAGAUCAGCUUACCGAUAUGCUUAGGAAGAAAUUAGCCAUAGAUUUCUGGACAAAUGAAGAGUUCACCAGGCUUGAUUCUAUUGAAAUUGCUAGGUAUACUAUGUACCUGGUUGGCUUUGCUAGAAUAGAAACAAGAAUGGACUUUAAUACCAUUAAAGGAAUAGUUGAAGAAGUCAAAAUGGGAAGACUCAUCACAGUGCCAGACCAUCUACAAGAAAUUGAAGACCAAGUGAAGAACCUCUUACCAUUUGAUCUACCCCUGACAGAUCAUGACAGGACCCCACUUUCAGAACAUCCUGGAUGGCUUAAUGAAACAACUCGGAAAAUGUUUCCAAUCACUGUCCAAGCAGAUCUUAAAAAAGUAUGGGGAUACAAAAAGGAAUUGCGAAAGUUUUAUACCUUCAAGGCUCUUCCAAAGUCAUAUUUUGAAUUACUACCAAAAAAGAUGCCACUCCCCCCAACGCCGCAGGAACUUACUUCACGGCUUAAAGAAAUCUUCCCAUUUUAUCCACUAAAUGCAGAGCACUUUAAGGAGCACAUUGAAAAGUUGAGAGUGGUUUAUGCAUUUAAAACCCUUCCGAAUGUUUACAUCAUUAGCAAAAAACGUCUUCCAAAAGACCCAUGGAGUUUGCCAUUAGCCGACACCUUCUCCUUUCCUAUUGAUAAUGAGAAAUCUCUCGUCAACUUUCUGCAUGCAAUACCAAGAUACUACGCAAUACCCAAUCCACUCCCAAAGGAAUACAUCAACUUUACUAUACUGACAAACUGGAACUCCCAACAGAUCCAAACAGCAAAAGCCCUGCGAGAACAUUACUUUUUCCAAUCGCUUCCAGAGGACUGGAUUCAAAUUCCUAAGAGAAAUAUAGAAGAAAUAGGCAAUAGACUGCCAAAUACGGUUGAAGAACUCAAACAACAGAUAGAACAGAGAAAUCUGCAAACUAUACUAAGCUUCCCAAUAACAAAGCAGGAGGGGAUUCCGUCAGCCAUAGAAUUUCUAAAACAAAAUUUAGUGCUAGAAUCGAUCCCAGACUUUGCUUUUCAACUUACAUCUCUCCCAUUACCAAGUUGGGAACUCUUUGAGGAAGCCGAAAUUGAUGUCGACAUAUCUAUGCAAGAGAAUGAACCAACACAACCAACCAUCAACACACAAGGGACAGUUCCUGAAAAAGAAUCAGUCAAUGA